AUGGACAGCUACCGGCCAGGCGACAACGACCCUCGUCAGCUACGCGACUAUCGCGGAAGUGACGACGAUGACUCAGACCCGGGCAUUCAAAUCCGUGGUGCAGCCAACAACAGACGUGCUUCUGACAGCCGUCCGCCAUCACCAUCACGGCGUCCGUAUAAUGAUCCGGACAUGCCAUCGCGUCAAAGAUAUGACGAAUAUCAGGGUGGCUAUCGCAACCGCAGCGACGAUCGCUACGACAAUUCAUACAGCAGCUCUAGCGACUACCAGGGACGCAACUAUCAUGGGCGCGGCUAUACCAGUCGCGACUAUUACAAUCGCAAUCGUGGUGGACGACGUUAUGAUCCACGCGGCUAUCAACCUCGCGAGUAUCCGGAUUACCACGAAUACCACGACUUCUCCGAGCAGGAUCCCUACAGCGAACUACAGGAGCCACCUGCCAGUACUGGAGAAGAGGACCUGUCGUACGACGGCACCGCGCUGCAGUUUCUGCUCAUACGCGGUCUUAAGAACACCGUUGAUGAAGCUCUACUCAGCAAAGGCCUGGAGAAGCUGGAUGUCGACGACAAAGAGCCAAAGCCGACUGCCAUGCCUGUAGUUCCUGGAGGACCGCCGCCUGCCAUGCCCGCCGCGCCGCCUGGAGCUACACCUGGAAGCCUGAAACGUGUCUUCCUUGUUCGCGAUCGUCUUAGUGAAAAGAGUUUGUCGUACGGAUUUGCUGAGUAUCAUACCUUUAGUGACGCCAAGGCUGCACUCGCCAAAGCCAGACAGCUAGCCGACAAGUGCACCAUCGCCUCGAAGCGGAUCAAAGUGGACUUCCCACAUUCUGGCGUCUUUCCGAUUUCCGAGCCAGCAAAAGAUCCAAGGUUCACCUUCCAGCUUAGCAAUGGGAGUACUCGCCGGUACCGCGACGAUCGCUACUACGCGUCCGCUUAUGAAGUCAACAUGAAGGCACCAGCAUCACCAAAAGCUUCAGUAGCCCAAGCGGACGUCAAAGCAAAGACCAACAAGAAGCGCUCAACGACUUGUCAAGCCCUCGAUACUUUGGACUCCGAUAGCAGCAAGCGCAAGAAGGUCAAGUCGAGCGCCACUCAAAACCUGGCGAUCGCGACUCUCUGGGGCAAGAAGCAACUCGAGCUUAAUGGUGAGGAUGGUGAUGAAGAAGUAGAAGACGAAUCCGAUUCCAACUCACACCAUCCCGCUACCUCCGUACACCCUCCCGACUCAAGCGCUAAUCUUGUUUCUGGUACAGUGAAAGAGGCUGCAGAAAUGCAAAGUUUCGUGGCUCCGGCCAAGAAUGUGGGCGAAGACGAAGACGUCCUGUCCUGCUAUUUGUGCUACAGAAACCUCAAAGGACUUCACACUGCAGAGAAGCAUGUUAGGGAGAGCGAGAUGCAUAAGCAGAAUUUUCAGGACCCAGAGAAGUUGAAGCUAGGAUUUGAGAGAAUGAAGAAGGCCGGCGUGGGCAAGAAUGCAACGAUCAAGGUGCAAGAGGACGAGUCAGCGGAGCCAGCAAAGCCAGAGUAUCGCGAUCGCGCAGAGGAGCGCCGCCAGACGGCGGCGAAGACAGGUACAAAAGUGAAGGUGUCGCUGAAGGCCGUCUCGCAGAAGAAGGGAGCGGUCGAGAACAAGCCUGUUACUCCAUCAUACGGGAAGGGAAAGAAGAUGCUGCAGAAUGCUGGCUGGGAAGAGGGCAAGGGACUCGGAUCUGGAGAUGGAAUUGCUGCGCCCAUUGAGCAGCUUUCCUAUGCUGCUGGUGUUGGUCUGGGACACGAGUCUAGCAAGAAGGGCGAUGCUAUUGAGCAGGCUGCCAAAUCCACCAGAGGCGACGAUUUCUUGGAGCAGACGAAGAAUGUGGCGCGUGAGCGUUUCUCGCGCAUGGGCUGA
This is a messenger RNA of Pseudocercospora fijiensis CIRAD86, 1887 nucleotides long. RefSeq lists its product as uncharacterized. Bases 1 to 1887 code for a protein of 628 amino acids. Gene Ontology annotation, cellular component: nucleus. The transcript has 3 exons. Lineage: Eukaryota; Fungi; Ascomycota; Dothideomycetes; Mycosphaerellales; Mycosphaerellaceae. Gene Ontology annotation, molecular function: RNA binding. The record is from RefSeq and is a predicted model, not a curated record. Gene Ontology annotation, biological process: mRNA splicing, via spliceosome.